UCCCUUCGCACCAUUGUUUCAUCCCAAACCCAAAUAAGGGGUCAUAUUCCUAUAAGUAUAGGUUCCUUAAAAAACUUGGCCUGGCUUGACUUGGGAAAAAACAAUUUGACUGGAAAUAUACCGUACACAAUUAAGAGAUUGGAGGGGUUACAAAGAUUGUCUCUUGGUGGCAAUAAAAUAGAAGGCUUCAUUCCAGAAGACAUAUGUGAGUUAAAGAAUUUAGGAGAGUUAGAUCUCUCUUAUAACAAAAUUUCUGAAUCCAUCCCAAAUUGCAUUUCUAACCUCAAUCUUCUCCAAAAGCUAUUUUUGGAUUCUAAUAGAUUAGAAUCAUCAAUACCGUUGAAUUUAUGGAGCCUUGAGAAUCUGUUGUUUUUGGACCUAUCGUCAAAUUCCCUGGGUGGGUCUUUUUCUCCAAACAUGAAAAAAUCAGAUGUUAUUGAACACAUCAAUAUAUCUCGAAACCAAAUCACUGGACAUAUUCCAAGCAUCAUUGGAGCUUUUGAAAGCUUAAGUUAUCUUGAUUUGUCAAGGAACUCAUUUCAAGGAAACAUUCCACAAUCUUUUGGAGAUUUAAAAGGAUUGGAUAAUUUAGACCUCUCCUACAAUAAUUUAUCUGGUGUAAUUCCGAAGUCUCUUGAAGCACUUUUACAUCUCAAGUUUAUGAAUGUUUCUUUCAACAAGCUAUCCGGAGAUAUACCAACUAGUGGGCCUUUUGCAAACUUCACAGCUAAGUCAUUUUUAGGAAACAAAGCACUUUGUGGGAAUCCAAUUUUUGGAGUUCUACCUUGUCCAAGCCCAAGCUCCCACGGAUCAAAGGUGAAACAAAAGUUGCUCAAAUAUUUUCUUCCUAUCAUUGCUUCAGUUACAAUAUGUCUAGCAAUUGUUUAUAUGAUGAGAAGACAUCAAGAAAGUAAGUUGCAAGUUCCAAGUUCAUUUAAUACAUUGUCUGUAUUUGAGCAUAGAAUGAUAUCAUAUCAAGAGCUUUGUCAAGGGACAAACAACUUUUGUGAAAGCAACUUGCUUGGAGUUGGAGGUUUUGCUUCUGUGUACAAAGGGAUGCUGCUUGACGGGACAAUUGUUGCUGUUAAAGUUAUAAAUUUGCAAUUGGCUAGUGCUUUCAAAAGUUUUGAUGCAGAAUGCAUGGUCUUACGGACAAUUCGGCAUAGGAAUCUUGUUAAAGUCAUAACUACAUGCUCCAACCUCGAGUUCAGAGCUUUAGUAUUGCAAUAUAUGUCGAAUGGCAACCUCGAAAGGUGGUUAUACUCUUAUAACUACUGCUUAAAUCUUCUUCAAAGAGUAAACAUUAUGGUUGAUGUUGCAUCAACGUUGGACUAUUUACACCAUGAUCAAUCGGAAUCUGUGGUGCACUGUGACCUAAAGCCUACCAAUAUUCUUCUAGAUGAAGACAUGGUUGCACAUGUAGGUGAUUUUGGCAUUGCAAAGAUUUUAGUCGAACAUAAGGAUGCUACACAAACUAAAACUCUUGGUACUCUUGGCUACAUUGCACCAGAGUAUGGUUUUGAAGGAAAAGUGUCCAUCAAAGGCGAUGUUUAUAGCUACGGUAUAAUAUUGUUGGAGAUGAUAACAAGGAAGAAACCUACUGACGACAUGUUUGUAGGAGAACUGACUUUGAGGCAAUGGAUAGAUGCAUCACUUUCUGAUAGAAUGAUGGAAGUUGUGGAUGAGGGUUUAUUGAGGAUAGAAAAUAGAAGAGAUGUCACUGUUAUGCAAAGUGUUCUAUCAUCCAUCAUGGAAUUAGGCUUAAUGUGCUCUAAAGAGUUACCUGAUGAAAGAGCCGACAUCAAAGAUGUGCUUGCCAAGCUUAAAAAAAUCCAAUUAACACUUUUUGAAAAAAGAAAUAGGGGUGUUUGAUAUAUUUUAUUUGGGUUUUAUAGGGUUUGUCCUUUUAAUUUCUUAAAGUGCUUACAAGUUGUAAUUUUAUUGUUUGUACGACUUUUCAUGUUCAAAUAAAU
Molecule: messenger RNA, 1973 nt
Organism: Alnus glutinosa
Lineage: Eukaryota; Viridiplantae; Streptophyta; Magnoliopsida; Fagales; Betulaceae
Product: receptor kinase-like protein Xa21
Exons: 2
Coding region: 418-1872 (484 amino acids)
Biological process (GO): protein phosphorylation
Molecular function (GO): protein binding; ATP binding; protein kinase activity
Source: RefSeq, a predicted model, not a curated record